Messenger RNA from Triticum aestivum (bread wheat), 880 nucleotides. RefSeq names its product flowering-promoting factor 1-like protein 2. The transcript has a single exon. NCBI's taxonomy places the organism in Eukaryota, Viridiplantae, Streptophyta, Magnoliopsida, Poales, Poaceae. Gene Ontology annotation, biological process: regulation of flower development. The coding region runs from base 95 to 448 and encodes 117 amino acids. The record is from RefSeq and is a predicted model, not a curated record.
UCACCAAAGUACACACACCACACUAAUCAAGUACACAUCCAGAUCCAGGCCAUCAAGUUACCCAGAGAAAGAUCACCAUAUCACACAUAGCGCCAUGUCUGGCGUGUGGGUGUUCCGCAACGGGGUGGUGAAGCUGGUGGAGAACCACCCGGCGUCGGCGGCGGGACCUCCCGACGGCAGGGCGGUCUGGCGCAAGGCGCUGCUGCACACGCCCACGGGGGAGGUGGUCGCCUCCUACGCCUCGCUGGAGCGCAAGCUCGUCACGCUCGGCUGGGAGCGCUACUAUGCCGGUGGGGGCGGCACCGCCGGUGACUGCAUGCUCAGGUUCCACAAGCGCUCCUCUGUCGACCUCAUCUCCCUCCCCAAGGACUUCGGCCAGUUCAGCUCCGUCCACAUGUAUGACAUCGUCAUCAAGAGCCGCGACGCCUUCCGCGUCAUCGACGUCUAGGCUUGCUGGCUGGCUGAUCGUCCAGCCAUUCGAUAGAAGCAAGCACAGCUAGCUCGUGCGCGCUGGCCGCCGCCACCGUCGCAUCCUCAUCGAUCUCCGCGGGUUAACUUUUCCACCUUGUGUAUGUGUGUACGUGCCCUGCACGUAUAUGCGUGUUUAUGUAUAUGUACAUGGUGUAUUGACGUAUAUGUAGAUAUACAUGCUGCGUGUGUAUUGUGGUUAAUUAUUAUUUUGUCUACUAGUAUUAUGCUAUCGAUGUGCCAUGUGCGGGGACCUUGUGUAUCACUUGCCACUUGCUCGUCUUCUUUUGAUCAAGCUUGUUUGGUAUAGUAAUGAUUUGGAGAGGCCAUUAGAAAAUUAUUCACUCCAAACUAAUAUGUGGUUGAAAUUGAAUGGUUAGCAGGGUAGUUAUACAUAUUGUUUUGUCUCAAA